GCCAAACGUACCUCAUAAGACUCUUCCACUCCUUGCCGCUACAUAUUCUACUUCUCUCAGUUCGUUUUGCACUCUCUUCUUUUUUCACACUAUCCUUGCACUCCAUUUCCGAUUUCACACUCGUUCAGAAACUCCAUGUCUCAACCACACAUUGAUCACAUCAUCAGCGUGAAACGCGAAUUGAAUAUUAGUAUGAGAGAUGGUAAUAACAACAAUGACGAUGAAAACAGCCACGGCGACGACGUUGAUUAUCAAACUCCUAACGGCCGUCGAGAUCUCCGUUCUCGCUACCUCGCCGUCAAGAACAUGAUUCACGGUGAUGAACAAGAAAAUAUUGCAAAGACUGACUCUGAAGUAUUUGGUUCGAUCUUCAAUGAAAUUGAGAACUUACACCAAUCAGUCACAAAAACAAGAGAACAAGUAGCUGAUGCACAGGCACUUUUGGACAUAACCAAAUCCUUGGUAGUGUCUGCAAAAGGUCAUUCUAGUAAUGGACUCACUCCUUCAGCCUUUGUUACCCACAUUAUUGAAAAAUUUGGAAAACGAGGUGGAACAAGUACUAGCAGAGAAGAUUGCAACUCAAUAGCUUGGAAGGAGAUUGGAGUUGCAGUUUCAAGUGUUUUUGGAGGGGGAUAUGGGUGUUCUACAAUGAUUGGCCCAAUGGAUACUAAAAUAAAACAGAAGAGGGUUUGUAGAAAAAAGCGUUUGAAGCCAACUGAAUUGGCACGGCCGGAACAGCUUGUUGAAGGUUCAAGAGAAGAGAGAAAUGAUACGGAUAAAACCAUGUUAACUAUGUUUAACAUCUUAAGGAAGAAUAGAUCUGUCAAGCUUGAAAUUUUGGUUUUGAAUAGGAACUCUUUUGCACAAACGGUAGAGAACUUAUUUGCUUUAUCUUUUUUAGUCAAAGAUGGGCGGGCUGAAAUUAAAGUAGACAAGGCUGGACGUCAUCUAGUUUCACCAAGGAAUGCUCCUGCCGCAAAAUUAGUUAUUUCUAAGGAUGUUGCUUUGAGCCACUUUGUGUUCAGACUUGACUAUAUUGAUUGGAAGUUGAUGGUUCGCUCUGUUGUUGGGGAGGAGUUGAUGCCUCAUAGGACUAUUCAACCACAAACUUAGAGUGGAUCAGUACCUGCAGUGCACUAGUUUGAAGACUGAAAUUUAUGGUGCUAUUAUAAUGUACAAAUUUAUGAUGUACAGAGUAUAUAGACAUUCUGCACGAGUUUAUGGUUUACAAAUUUUGCUUUGUCCAUCAUAUGUCUAGAUUACAAACUCAUUUCAACAGUGAUGAUGGUGCUUUCAUUUUGAUUUCGUCUGUGCUUUUGGCAUGAAUCAAUAGCAGGGUGGUUCUGAUUUUCAAU
Lathyrus oleraceus (garden pea) is the source of this 1355-nucleotide messenger RNA. Its product is annotated as non-structural maintenance of chromosomes element 4 homolog A. Lineage: Eukaryota; Viridiplantae; Streptophyta; Magnoliopsida; Fabales; Fabaceae. The transcript is spliced from 7 exons. The record is from RefSeq and is a predicted model, not a curated record. Bases 136 to 1113 code for a protein of 325 amino acids. Gene Ontology annotation, cellular component: nucleus; Smc5-Smc6 complex. Gene Ontology annotation, biological process: DNA repair.